UGCGCGUCUCGUCUCGAAAUGUACUGUAGAUUUCACCUGUGAUAUUUUUUGUUGCAUGAAUUAUGCUAUCCCUAUACAGUACGUCUAUAAACACGGCCGUGACGGCACAUGACCACCUUUCAACAGUAUUACGGAUCACGCUUUUGUAAUUUGGAGAACAGAAGAUUGCCGUGAGCGAUCCACUGAAACACACGGAGACAGAGCAACCUCUCUGUGCGGCGCUUCAGAUCAAUGCAUGUUUUUUACUUCAAAGAAGCCUGAAGAUUGAAAUAGGAGAACAGCGAAGAGAUAACUAUAGAUGCUGAAAUAUAAGAUUAUCUUUAAAGCGCUUCACUGCGGGGAUGUGAAAAACACGAUUUUUUAUUCAAAGGGCUGAAUCCCUUAAUUUGCAGUUUAAUGACCGAUGGCAAUUGGUCUCCAAAGGAAACGAGAUUUCAGGAGGUGUAUUUAGGUUUAGCCGCAACAGAUCAAACCAUUGCUAUUUGUUUUAUCUGGUUUCUUAACCAUGACCCGCACCGGAACUGAGAAUUUGAAGAAAAGCUUUCUUUAUUGAGUUUGUGAUGUCAAACUGAGGGACAUAAACGCAUCUGAACCGCAUGGGGAUAUUCUACCUUUCCUCAGCUCUCCUUCUCCAUGUCCCCUUAGUCACUGGAAGCUCAAGUGGAAUUGAAGUUGGCAGGAACUACUCUAAAGCCUAUGAGGAAAUCACUCUUCUCUGCCAAAAGGAGGAGCUCAGGUUUGGAAACUGCCUUGUUAACUGGCUGAGAUGUUACUAUAAGAAGGACUGUGGCAGGGAGUACAUGUUGAUGAAAUUGAUCUGCUCAGAAGUGAGCUCGAACCAGAGCAGUCCAGUCAAUGAGUUUCCUGACUGCAGGGAGGGUGGCAGCGAGGCCAGCCUGCUGGUGUCUCCCCUGGUGGUGGCAGGCAUCGUCAUCGGUCUGGUUCUCUUCCUGUCCUGUGUCACCAUCAUUGUUGGCAGCCUGCGCAAGGACGGACGCCUCCGGAACCCACAUCUCCGCCCUGAGUCCAGCUACGCUACUGAUGGCUUCUCCUAUAGUGGGUCUGUUGGGGAUCUGAGGUCAAGGUGUAUUGAGGAAUUCCCACCAGCCUUCGAUUUCGACUCGUAUGUGGAGACAGUCUCUCAAGUCAACGUGAUGUAUCCUGACUCACCUCCUCACUAUGAUGAAUGCGUGGGGCCUGGUGCGACGCAAAUAUACAUCCCAACAGACGACCCCCCACCUUACUCUCUCACUGACCCCUGCCAGGCCGGAGAUCUCCCGCUUCCACACACAAGCCUGGAAAUGGAGGAGCUGACGGGCGGAGCGUCCUGGGCGAUGGGAAGUGCUUCCAGGUAUCAAAUCGCCCUGCAGGAGCUUAGGCAGCAGCCAGUCUCCUCUAUCUCCCUGUCAGCUCCCACCCUGGAAGAAGCACCCCCAUACGAGACUGUCAUCCGUGAACAGAGCCUCCCCAUCCCCCUGAUACUGCUGGACCUCCUUAAGCACACAGCCACGGAGAGCAGUCAACACCAGCCCAUCUGCCAUAGAAUCCUGUAAGCGCUGUGCAAAGACUGGAACCUUUUCAGCAGCUGUGAGACAAGGUGAAGCAGUUCGUUCUCCGUUUUUUUUUUAAUUUUAAGAAUUUUAUUUAGAUGGUUUUUUGGUUCUUGGUUUUUGUUGUUAUUACUCCCACCAUGUCUCACAGAGAGCCAAAUGAAAUGGUGCAACUGACUGGAAUACACUUGAAAGCUUAAGCUGUAAACCCCCUCUAUCUCUGGGAUUUAUCUGUGAAACCUCCAGCAGCGUGUCCAGCACACCCCUCCCUUCCUUCUAUCACAUCAACUGCCAUUGUUUCUUUAUAGUGUACACACCACAUGAACCAUAAUGCACUGCUCCCUCAGUUAUCGUUGCCAGUGAGGAAAGUAACUGCCACAGAAACAAAGCAGAUCUACAGUGCUUUCAACAAUUGCCUUUGAAGAAUGUUAGCUUUCCUCUGUUUAUUAAUUUUUUGGUCUCGGACAUGUACCAGCUAUGCAGUAUGCAAAAAAAGAUCAAAUCUGACUUUGUUCCUGUCAUUUUGUCGAGUGUUUCACCAAAUCUCUUGACAGUUUCCAAAGGAGGGUGAUAUUUACUGGAGUUUCAAUACAAUUCUGAGAAUGAAUGUGGAAAAAUUAUUAUUUUUUCUUUUAUUUUAGUUCAUGCUGGUCUAAGUCAUGACUUGUGAAGUGAAUCUUUGUUUCUUCUUAAGUUUCUCAAAUCCAAGACGUUUGCACUGAAAGAAAAAUAGGAUUGCAUCAUCCUUAUAAUUGAGUGGACACGUUUCUCUGUUUACAUAUAAUAUUUAUUUCCUUUUCAACUCUGAGAAGUCUUUGUUGAGAUAUUAAAUUAUUUAGCAAAUAAUGAUUUAAGCAGAAACAGCGGAGGAUCACCACACUAAAUAUAGUUCAUUUAAAUUACCUUUACAUUUUCAUUAUGAAGAUUUGUAUGUUUAGUCUGUUUUUUCAACUCCAUGAUCAUAUUGCUUAUAAACCCAAGGCCUAAUUUUAAGAUUUUCCAGUUUGUUUUCAAGCUAAAAGAAAUAUGGAAGUGCAUUUAAAAGUGAGAAGAGCAGGCAUUUCUUUACACAAAUGUUUGUGUAUCAGGCUACCCUGCUGUUUUAUCAGAGACAAUACGCUUUUUUAAAGAAAUGACUGGAUGAGAUCCUUAUAUUAAUUAGCUAAUAACUACCAAAUGGGCUUAUGUUAGAGUAAUCUCCUGGCCUAUUGUUUUUUUUCAUUUUGUUUAAUUGAGGUUUAACCUGCAUAUUAUACUGGGUGUCACAAUUUCAAUACGGUUUUGUAAGCAAAAUGUUCUGUGUUUAGACUAGCUGACCUUAAAACCUUAUAAUGUUGUGAUACCUGCUAUAUUACAGUGGUGCCACAAUUAGCAUCCAUACUUGCACUGCCAAAAGCAUUCUUUUGUUUUUCACUUUUAACUGUGCUUUUAUAGACAUACAGAUAUUCUACUUACACUAUAAUAUGUAGCCAUAGUUUAUACAUAUCAUACAUUUACUCACAAAAAACUGUAGCAUUCAAUCUAGUGAUUUUUGAUAAAAUAUGUAGCCUAUCUAAAAUGUACAGCUUAAAACAAUGUAAAAGAUCCCACCCUUAGUUGGCUUCUAGACGUCAGUAUGCUCAAGUAUAUCCAAACAAGAAAACUCAUUAUGGUGAGACAGCCAACAUGUGUUGUGAUGUGCAAACCUUUUAGUAAUAGUUAGAAAAAUAUGUGGAAGUGCUGUAGCUUAGAGGUUAUAUGCAAAAGAAUAAGGUAAAGGCUGUGAUUAAACUGUACUCUACCAAAUAAUCCUGAACAAACUUCAUUUACAAUUGUAAUUUACUUAUUGAGGCCACAAACAUUGAAAAAGGUGACCCUAGUCUCUGCUGUGAGUGAUUCUGAAAAUAUGUAGUGUAUGUUAAAAAAAAUGAUAUACAGUACUGUUUAAUUUGAUCAAAUGAUGAUUAAAUCUGCCCAAUUAAAUAAUACUAAUUUAAAUAUAGAGGGGUUCCCCUUUAUAGGUUGCCUAAAUAUGCAUUUUUCGGCAGAAUUGUCAUUGAGAUAUUAGGAACACAAUGUAAACAAUUCUCACACCAUUUUGGGUAUGCAACACACAAAUUUCCCUCACAUUGUUUUUGACUUGGUGACUUUUAUUUAGGAAAAAGUCUUGUAUCUCAGAUUUCACAUACCUGAUGGAGAAUUUAAGGCAUGACAUUUUCAUAUCUUGUUCAUUUUUUAACUUUGCACCUACAACGAUAAGUUCUAAGUGUCCUGAAAUGGCACAGUGCUGGUGCUGGAUGUAAGAAGUGCAGUAGCAUCUACGAUCAAGCAAAACUUGUCCAUGUCUCAAGGUAAGUUGAUAUUAAAGAGUGUUUGGUUUAAAUCAAUUAAAAACUCAAUUAACAAUUACAAAAGUGAUGAAAAUGCUUUAAAUUAUGUAAUGUUAAAAUGGUUGGUAAAUCACAAACCGUUUUUAGAGUAAAAAUGUUACAUGUACAGGUAUAAUAAUGUACAGUACCAUAUUUUUGGGUAGCUACAAGUGAAACACACUCUUGUUAUGAUUUCUGGUCUCUAAGCCUACUCCAUUGAUUCUUAUUGUAUAAGCCUCCCUUUAUUAACGAAAACGUUAUUAUCACUACUUAUUCCUCUACAGUAUAUAUGUAGUUUUGCUAUAAUUUAGCUCUUACUGGACCCUAACCCCAAAAUACAUCGGGGUCCCCUGUCUUCAUACCCAAAAGUGUCAUCACUGGCCUCUGAACAAGAAUUGCAGAAUGAGAUAGAACAGACUGAGGCACAAUGAGUAGGACAGGUGAUCUGACUGAAGCCUGAUUGCACUGACCUGCCCAUCCUGGUCACAGAUAGAUUGUUGUGUAUUUAAAAGACGUGGACAGUUCUAUGACUUAUAAAUUAAUCUCACUGAGCAAUAAAUAGACUUACCACUUUUUUUCACCGCAGAAGAAAGACUGCAAAAAAUUAAUGCACAAUAUGAUAUGAUAAGAAGUAAUUUUCAUUAAAACAGUGUUCGACACAGUCAUACACUGUACAUAUAUCAACAGAUGCCACUGAAAGAUGAAUCACCUGCCCACAACCUUAAAAUGAGCAUCACUGUAUCCACAGGUUUUCCUGUCACACAGUUAACUGUGAAUACUUGCACAUACAUAAACAUAUAUUUAAUUCAGAACAUAUGUACACAUAAAGUAUUCUAUUUGUCCUAUUUUGAGAAUAGCUGGGUAAGACUAAAGCAAUUGAUUGCCCAGUAUGCUUUUACUUAAUAUUUUUCUAAGUUUCUAAAUGUAAUAUUGCUUUUAUGUAUUUAUACCUGUU
Lepisosteus oculatus (spotted gar) is the source of this 4853-nucleotide messenger RNA. RefSeq names its product brain expressed, associated with NEDD4, 1 (gene bean1). The record is from RefSeq and is a predicted model, not a curated record. Lineage: Eukaryota; Metazoa; Chordata; Actinopteri; Semionotiformes; Lepisosteidae.